Acaulospora colombiana is the source of this 1821-nucleotide messenger RNA. NCBI's taxonomy places the organism in Eukaryota, Fungi, Glomeromycota, Glomeromycetes, Diversisporales, Acaulosporaceae. The record is from the annotation of a GenBank genome assembly.
AUGCAUUCUCUCACAAAAAGUCAGAGUUUAAUAUUUCAAGUGGAAAAAGAUGAUAUCCCUCCAGUAAAGUCCUUUAAAGAGGAGAAAAAUCUUUCCACCAGAUUAGCAAACACCAUCUCUAAACUAUCUUUUAUUCCGAGGAAUCUUGGACAGAAUAGAAAAAUGAGUACCAAUAAUAGUCCAGAGAAUGGAAUCGGUUUACACAACGGGUUUAAUCCAAAUCUUAAUAGUGCAAAGAGGAAAAGUGAGUUUUCGGAACAAAAUUAUGUGGCAUCGUCUUCAUUAAAGAGAACUCAUUUUCCGAGCGUUUCGUCGGACGAAGAAGUUGUGACCGCGGCUGAUAUCAAGCAACCCACAAUACGGAAUGACGCCAUUGAAUUGCUUUUGAACCAAGAUCAAGAUGACAUUGUAACUCCCGACGUGAAUUGGGCAGAAGUGGUUCGACCAUCAGCCAUAAAGUUUACCGCUCAUAAAACUCUAAAUCGAAAUGUGAGCAGCUUGCGAUUGUUUCCCGGUAUUACCGAAUCAACCGUACGAGCGUUAUUAGCACCACCAAUAGAAGGCGUCAUUUUGGAAACUUUUGGUGCAGGGAAUGUGCCUGAUACCAGAACCGAUAUCAUGAAAGCAUUGAAAGAAGCCAGUGAUAGAGGAGUUGUGAUUGUGAAUUGCACUCAAUGCAUGAAGGGAAUGGUGACCGAUCUUUACGCAACCGGAAAAUCUCUCACCAAAGCAGGAGUAGUUCCGGGGAACGAUAUGACACCUGAGUGUGCAUUGGUUAAACUCUCAUAUCUUCUAAGUAAAGGGGAUGAGGAAAAUCGGUAUUCUCCUCAAGUUGUUCGAGAGCUGAUGACCAAGAAUCUUCGCGGGGAACUCACCGUAGUGGCGCAAAAACACAGAUUCACAUUUCACAAUCGUACACAUAAAAUUAUUCAAAACAUGAUAGCGGCAGCCGCAGAUGCCAAGCGAGGUGGUGUAUCCGACUCGGCGUUGAUGAUAAAUGUUCAAGAAAAGGUUUUGAUGGAAAAGUCAAUUUAUCCGAUAUUGUUAUGUUCGGCAGCCGGCACCAAUGACCUUGAGGGAUUACAGCUGUUAUGGGAAAGUUAUGAUGGUUUGAUACUGAAUUGUAUAGAUUACGACGGACGGACGCCUUUGCAUAUUGCGUGUACUGCUGGACACGCUAGAAUCGUUAAAUUCCUGUUACAAUACGGAGCAUCUGUUCACAUGAGAGAUCGAUUUGGUCACACACCAUUGUUCGAAGCCGCAAGGAAUAAACAUGAAAACAUCAUAAAGUUACUACGCGAUACCGGCGCACAUUUUAACGACGCCGAGAUCGAUGAUGUGAUGUUUCAGGUUUUUUCUGCUGCUGCGAAAGGUGACGUGAAACUGUUAAAACAUUUCGUCGAUGCUGGUUUUGAUAUAAAUCGAACAGGAUUCGAUCAUCGUACAGCCCUUCAUCAGGCAGUUGCCGAGGGAAGGCUAAGCGUUGUACAAUAUUUGUUGUCUCUCCGAGAAAUAAAUUGCGAGAAUAAAGAUCGGUGGGGCAAGAAACCUAUAGAUGAUGCGGAGAUAAAUCUUGGCCGAAUGUGGGGAAGAGAUAAUGACCGAGAGAAGGAAUUAAGAGAGAUUGUUAGACUCAUAAGAGAGAGAGAAGAUAAUUAUACAAGUGGAGACGUUAAUGGCGUAAGUCAAAAAUUAGAUAAUGAUGAUAAUAAUUCUUUUAAAAUUGGAGGACCUGGUAUUAGCCUGGAUUGGUUGGGUAACGAACAUGAACUUGAUGAGUCGGGAAAGGAGGGAAUCCAUUAUGAAGAAUUAAAGGAAUAG